AUGGAAAAGGACCUCCAGGACGCGUACGCGGCACUCCAGCUGCUGCACACGGAUCUCGCACUGUCGCGUCCUGACAAUGGACUUCUCAGAGCUCCGCCCACGCACUUGCCAAGUCAUGGAUUGUAUUCUCGUACGCCACGUAUCGAAGAGAGACAUGGUGGAAUGCUCCGGAUGUUUUCUGAAGACACGAAGUCCCGAUCACGGUCCGUGACAAUGCGGUCGGAGGACCCUUUUGCCGAAGGGACACGAGAUCGUGUUUGCACGCAAUGUGGACCCGCCGAGACGAACUCGCCCGAACUUGAUGAUUAUCAAGUCAAUGAGCUCAACGAGUUGGAAAAGUCGGCGCUCUUGACCAAACUGCAAAGCUUGACAUCGACGGUGGAACAGCAGAUGCAGACCAUGUUGGCUCAACAAGCAAGUUUUGCACUGCAGAGAGAAGAGCUGGAGACGAUGCUGGAGGAGACAGUGCACAAGCUGCAGGUGGAAAAGCGCAAAGUGGCAGAUGCAGUGCUGGAGCAACAGACGGUCAAGGAGCAGUACGAGUUCUUGGAGACUCAAGUGGAGAUCUUGCUUCGGGACAGGGAAAAGCUGCGUCAGCAACAUGUGUGGACGAUAGGUGAACUGAGAGAAGAUUGUGCCAAAUUGCAGACACGAUUGGCAAUCCCGGAGGCUGAGCGGGCUGCUGAGGCGAAGGAGUUCAAUCAAAUACAUGAAGAGAGGGGGAGGCACCACGAUCUGUCAAUUGGAAACUUGGAGACGAAGCUGAAAGACGCGUACAGGCAAGUUGCAGUAUCCGAAAGUGCCCGAGCUACCGAGAAGAAGGAGUACGAGAGGAAACUUGAGAUGGCGCUGAAAAGCGUGCAGGCACAGCAACCGGGUGGAGACGAACAUGUGACGCCACACCUUGCCUGCACCGAGACUGAGCGUCACGUGCUAUCAAACGGUAGGAACAAUGAGCGCGUGAGGGUUGUAGAGAUCGCUGGACAUUACAAAACACCGGUUCAACCUGCCGUUUUAGGUAAGGAGAUACAUCAGCAGGAAAUUCGGACAGCUCAGCACGCAGACGGACUUGCAGGUGAGGAGUGCUUCGAUUGCCAAUCGUCGAUCAAGCAGAAGUCACAAAAGGACCUGUGCCACUCUAAAAGCUGA
This is a messenger RNA of Peronospora matthiolae, 1149 nucleotides long. NCBI's taxonomy places the organism in Eukaryota, Oomycota, Peronosporomycetes, Peronosporales, Peronosporaceae. The record is from the annotation of a GenBank genome assembly.